AUUCAGAGCAGGGGAAACUGAGGCAGAGGGGGCCCUGCAGCCCUGUGGGGGGGUUGGCAGUGCACCGCUGGGGCUCGGGGGGGGACCCAACCAAGGCAAUGCCACCACUCGUGUCCCCUCUGUGCCCGCUCCCUGGGUGGGUGGGGGGUGUCACGGGCAUCCCCCGGGAAUCACCCCCCUGUUUAAUUACAGCAGCUGCCCAAAUUCCACCCCGUGGGGUGCUUCUGCUCCUCACCCCAGCUGUGCCAAUCUCAUUUCGCUCACAUCUCCCCACGGAUCCCCCAAAAGCCCCCCCUGGGGACGGCAUCCCACAGCAGGGGGGUCCCGGCCGUGGCACCGGGGGGUGACCCCGAUAACCGGGGGUCCUGCCGCAGCCACCGGUGGGUCCCGGCAGGGAAGGGGUGGCCGCCAGCUCGGGGCCUGUCCGGGGUUGGGACGGGGCCCGUUGGGGGGCGUGGGGACUGGCGUGGCGCUGACAUCACGGCCGGUGGCAGCGGGGCUGUCGGGGCUGGGCGCACCGAGACAUUGCGCACCGGAGCCUCCGGCCACGAUGGCAGCUCAGCUCUAACCCGGGAGGCCGGAGCGGUGCCGGAGGUCCCCGUCCAAGUGAUGGUGGCACCGUGCUCCGGGAGCCGCCGCGAGGAUGCCUGAGGCCAAGCCCCUGAGCUCCUCCUGCCUGCUGCUCUCCUUGCUCUCCGCGCACUGGGCUUGGCUCCAGCUGGGCCAGGCUUUCCCCAGCACCUCCGAGUACCUGCAGCGGGGCUGGCAGCGGCUGCUGGAGGAAGGGGAAGGCUGCGCCCAGUGCCGGCCGGACGAGUGCCCGGAGCCGCGCGGGUGCCUGGCCGGCACGGUGCGGGACGCCUGCGACUGCUGCUGGGAGUGCGCCAACCUGGAGGGGCAAAUCUGCGACCUGGACAACACCAACCACUUCUACGGCAAGUGCGGGGAGCACCUGGAGUGCCGGCUGGACGCCGGCGACCUGCGGCACGGCGAGGUGCCCGAGCCCCAGUGCGCCUGCCUCUCGCACCGAGCCCUCUGCGGCUCCGACGGCAGGACCUACCCGCAGCUCUGCCGCUUCCUCGAGGCCGCCCGUGCCCGCCCCGAUGCCAACCUCACCGUGGCCCACGAGGGGCCCUGCGAGGCAGAGCCCCAGAUCACCUCCCCACCCUACGACGCCUGGAACGUCACUGGCCAGGACGUCGUCUUCGGCUGCGAGGUCUUCGCCUACCCCAUGGCGUCCAUCGAGUGGAGGAAGGACGGCACCGAGAUGCUGCUGCCGGGGGACGACCCCCACAUCUCCGUCCAGUUCAGGGGCGGUCCCCAGAGGUACGAGGUGACGGGGUGGCUGCAGAUCCAGGGCGUGCGGGUGACCGAUGAGGGCACCUACCGCUGCUUCGCCAGGAACAAGGUCGGCGAGGUGGUGGCGUUCGCCAGCCUGACUGUCUUCACGCCGGACCAGCUCAACCUGACGGGCUCGUCCCUGCCCAAGCCCCGCGUGGUGCCCGAGGACUACGGGGACAGCGAGGAGGACUACUACUAGCCCGGCUCUCUGCUGUGCUCGCCCCACGGGGCCCGUCCCUGGGGAGCAAACACCCCCAAAGCUGUCCGCAUCCCCUGGGGAGGGACAGCCAGGCUUCGCCCCAGGAGCUUGCUGCAGGAACGCCCUCCCUUCCUGUUUCGUUUUUAAGCAGAAAAGUAGUGAUUUGAGGAAACCAGACACUUGUGGUUUUCACCACUAUCUUCCCCUCCCUGGACAAUGCCGGCCUGAACGUCGACGUGGCCAGAAACACUUUUUGGCCUUUUUUUGACUGAAUUUGUCCCUUCCAAGCAGCUCUGCAGCGGGACAUUUCGGCGAGCGCUGGUGCGCACAGUGCCCGGAUCAAAGCUGACGCAGGGCAGCGAGCGUCCUGCACCCCCAGGGCUCAUCCUGGGGGGGGGUCCCCUGCGUGCUGGGGAUCCUGCUGGCUCUCUGCACCCCCAGCUCCUCGCCUCCCAUCCCUGCCACCACCCGGCCCCGGCCCCUUCCCUCCUCCCAGCUGUGGGGAGGUCCGGAGCCGAGGCCAGGAGCUGGCGGGUCCCCAGGCAGGAUGCGCCCAGCCUUGGCUGCUCCGGGGUUGCACGCUGCUCUCCUUCCCCUUUCUUCUUUUUCUUUCCCUUUCCUCUUUCUCUCGAGAGCUGGCUCGGACGAUGCAAUUACAGCAUCAAAACCUGAACAAGCAAAUAAAAGGGAUUUGUCUGGA
Anas platyrhynchos (mallard) is the source of this 2240-nucleotide messenger RNA. It is a transcript of the gene KAZALD1, whose product is annotated as Kazal type serine peptidase inhibitor domain 1. Gene Ontology annotation, cellular component: extracellular region. Gene Ontology annotation, biological process: regulation of signal transduction; regulation of cell growth. NCBI's taxonomy places the organism in Eukaryota, Metazoa, Chordata, Aves, Anseriformes, Anatidae. Gene Ontology annotation, molecular function: insulin-like growth factor binding. The record is from RefSeq and is a predicted model, not a curated record.